AACGUGUGAGCAUCUGUUUGUUUAGUCUGGGUUUGUGACUCAUGGAGAAUUCAGGUGCAGUGAGAUGAAGAUGGCAGUUGCUGCUAUCCCUCGCUCUUGGAAUACUGCUGUUGGGCCAAAAUUACUGACACCUGAAACUUCUUGGUCUCCUCUCAACUUUCUACCUUAGACAGCAGAAUCUGUUUUCACAUUUUUCUGAAUCUCAAAGUGUAUACCUUUUUCAGAUAUAAGUUCUUGUAAAGGAGCCUUGGUGACAUAGUGGUUAAGUGCUUGGCUGCUGACCCAAAGGUCGGCAGUUCGAACUCACCAGCUGCUCCAUGUAAGAAAGAUGUGGCAGUCUGCUUCUGUAAAGAUUUACAACCUAGGAAACCCUGUAAGGCAGUUCUACUCUGUCUAUAGGGUUGAUAUGAGUUUCAAUUGACUCGGGGGCAAUGGGUGUUUGUGUGUGUGUGUAAGUUCCUGUUUCCUAUAUACAUGACAGUCAUAACUCUAAUAAUGUCUUCAAAUAGCCUCUCGCAACUCGCUUAGGCCUGAUGUCUCCUUUGCCUGGGAUGUCUUCUCUUGCAGGAAGGAGCUUCAUCUCAUAUAUGACAUGAACUCAUUCUCAUUCUCUUCUUCAGAACAGUUCUGCUUGUUUUGGUGAGUUCUAUGGUGACUCGCUCCAGCAGAAGGACUUGCAUAUGUAUUUUUGUAGAAGCAGAAAAAGGUAGUAGCUGAGGGCUUCAGCUAUGGAUUCAGACUUCAUGGUUUCAGAUUAUGGCUUCACUACUGUGAUUUUAAUAAAAUGGCUUUACUUACCUUUGCAUUUGUUUCCUCAUCUGUAUAAAUUGAAAUGACAAUGGUUCUUCUUUUGUAGGGAGAGUGAUCAUGUAAUUUAUCAGCCAGAUCUAGAAACUGUAAAGAGUGAAAAGGGACAUAAAUAGGAAUUUCUCUGAGCAAAUCAGGAAAUAGGUCACUCUACUGGUUUUUAACAGAAUGGAUGGGUUUACAACUAUAAAGCACUUAGAAUAGUGCCAGGCACUUAACUGUUAUUAUUUUUCAAUUUUUUUAAGAAAAUAAGUUAUUUCCCCAUGGGUAUUCAUCUUGUCUAGAUGGGUUUAUUUCUGUUUUAUCUUCGAAGGUUUCAGAAGUGUCUGCUCUGAAGUGUUUGAUCAGGAUUCAGCACAUGGCAUCACCUAGCAACUCAUCCACUGUUCUAGUCUCUGAAUUCAUCCUCAUCUGCUUCCCUAACUUCCAGAGUUGGCAGCACUGGCUGUCCCUGCCCCUCAGCUUCCUCUUCCUCCUAGCCAUGGGAGCCAAUGCUACCCUCCUGAUCACCAUCUGGCUGGAGAUCUCCCUGCACGAGCCCAUGUACUACCUGCUUAGCCUCUUCUCCCUGCUAGACAUUGUGCUCUGCCUCACCGUCAUCCCCAAGGUCCUGGCCAUCUUCUGGUUUGACCUCAGUUCUAUCAGCUUCCCUGCCUGUUUCCUCCAGAUGUUCAUCAUGAACAGCUUCUUGACCAUGGAAUCCUGCACAUUCAUGGUCAUGGCCUAUGACCGCUACAUAGCUAUCAGCUGUCCGCUGCGGUACCCAUCCAUUAUCACUGAUCAAUUUGUGGCUAGGGCUGCCAUCUUUGUUGUGGCCCGGAAUGGUCUUCUUACUAUGCCUAUUCCCAUACUUUCUUCCCAACUCAGAUACUGUGCAAGAAACAUUAUCAAGAACUGCAUCUGUACUAACAUGUCUGUGUCCAAACUGUCUUGUGAUGACACUGCCUUCAAUCAGCUUUACCAAUUUGUGAUAAGUUGGACCCUGCUGGGCUCUGACCUCAUCCUUAUUGUUCUCUCUUACUCUUUUAUCUUGAAAGCUGUGCUUAGAAUCAAGGCUGAGGGAGCUGCGGCCAAAGCUUUAGGCACCUGUGGUUCCCACUUCAUCCUCAUCCUCUUCUUCAGCACAGUCCUGCUGGUUCUGGUCAUCACUAACCUGACUAGAAAGAGAAUUCCUCCAGAUGUCCCCAUCCUGCUCAACAUCCUGCACCACCUCACACCCCCAGCUCUGAACCCCAUUGUUUACGGCAUGAGAACCAAGGAGAUCAAGCAGGGAAUCCAGAAAUUGCCAAGAAGGUUGUUAGACAUGAAAUGAA
Messenger RNA from Loxodonta africana (African savanna elephant), 2120 nucleotides. Its product is annotated as olfactory receptor 56A4-like. Lineage: Eukaryota; Metazoa; Chordata; Mammalia; Proboscidea; Elephantidae. Gene Ontology annotation, cellular component: plasma membrane. Bases 1166 to 2119 code for a protein of 317 amino acids. The record is from RefSeq and is a predicted model, not a curated record. Gene Ontology annotation, molecular function: G protein-coupled receptor activity; olfactory receptor activity. Gene Ontology annotation, biological process: G protein-coupled receptor signaling pathway. The transcript has a single exon.